This is a messenger RNA of Cyprinodon variegatus (sheepshead minnow), 4958 nucleotides long. RefSeq names its product leucine zipper protein 1 (gene luzp1). NCBI's taxonomy places the organism in Eukaryota, Metazoa, Chordata, Actinopteri, Cyprinodontiformes, Cyprinodontidae. The transcript is spliced from 8 exons. The record is from RefSeq and is a predicted model, not a curated record. The coding region runs from base 500 to 3739 and encodes 1079 amino acids.
AAAAGGAAAGCCCACCUUUUUUCAUUGUUAAGGACGCGGUGGAAUGUGAUGGUUUGAUCUCCAACGGACCAGGGAGGGGAAGAACCAGAGCGAAGCAGCGAAACAGCGGGUUGAACCCCCCUGUCCUCCCCCCUCCUCCGGUCCGGGCUGGGAAUGUUUGGAGGACCUUGUCCCGGGCUCAGUCCUACCGCCGGGGGGAAGUUUGUGGAUUAAUUCGAGCUUUUUCUGCUUGGACCCCGGAGACGGAGCCGUUCAGGAUGGAGAGUUUGUGGAGAGGAGUGUGACGUCCUGAAAACAAUGACAGAUUUGUCUGCUAAACACCAUUUAAAGGCAGAGUUUGAGACCUAAACGUACAGUUGGACAUCCGGAACAAUACUGGCUGACAAAAGGAGCAGAGGAGCACUAGUGGGUCUUGCUAUCGUUGCUACGCAGAUGUGGAAGUCCAGGAAUUCUGCUAUCAUAUAAGCUGGACUAAGAAUCCGUUCUAAGGUUUGCAGCCAUGUCGGAUCAUAAAGACAUGACGCACCGCCACUUACGGCACAAGCUGCAGAGUCUGGGGAGAAGACUGGACGAGCUGGAAGAGGCAACCAACAAGCUGCAGAAGUCUGAGGAUGAGCUGCUUGACCUGCAGGACAAGAUUAUCCAGGCAGAGGGAAGUAACUCGUCCCUGCUCUGUGACGUGGAAGACCUACGGAAACGGCUCCUGAAGAUCCAGGGCAAGGAUGAGGAGGUACGCAAAGCUGAGGACCUCUGUCGCACAGUUCGAGAGAAACUAGAAGAAGAGGAAAGCCUCACCAAGGAGCUAAAGGGGGAGAUUGAGCGUCUUCAGCGGAGGAUGGCUGAACUGGAGAAACUGGAAGAAGCUUUUGCCAAAAGCAAAUCUGACUGCAGCCAACUCUGCCUCAGCCUCAACGAGGAGAAGAACCUCACCAAGAAGCUCUCCUCGGAGUUGGAAAUGCUCAAAUCCCGCUUGAAGGAACUGGAAGGUUCUGAGACGAGGCUGGACAAAGCAGAGCAGGCUCUGGCUAAAGAGCUGGACAGGCUUAAAGCCUUCACGCAGGCGUUCGUCAGUGAACGCAAGAGGCUGACAGAAAAACAAAGAGAGGAUGAGAGGAUCAUCCAGAAGCUCACGGAAGAAAAAAAGAACCGUUUCGGUCUGACAACAGAAUCGGGUCGCACAGAUUUCAUGAAUUCAAGAAUCGAAGAUGAACUCUCCUCCACUGCGCUCUUCACAAGUAAACUAGCUGGGAAGAAGAACCUAGACUACUUGAAGCUAGCCGAUGAGAAGCUGGGCAUCGUCAGUAAGUCUGAGAUGAAGAAGGGCAGCAGUAUGGAAGGCUCACAGGAGGAAGACAACAAAGUGAAAGAGCUCACUCAAGAAGUAGAGAAGUUAAAGAACCGCCUGAAGCAGCUGGAGCUAGUGGAGGAGGAUCUGAAGGAUUCCCAGUUCAAGAACGGCGAGCUUCACAAGAAGUUUCAGGUGGAGCAACAGCGAGCUCGUCAACUGGGCGAACAGGUGGAGCAGCUCCGGACCCAGAUGUCUGGAAAAGCUGGAGUAGGGGGGAGAGGAGUGGGAAACCCGGCAAAGGUCCUGGAGAACGGCAAAGCUGAGAACGAGGAGUGGGCGUCAAAGGGAGCCGCCAGGCACGAGAAGCCGAAGUUUAAAAGUUCAGCGGCUUUUCCUGAACCGGGCUCUCCGAAGCACAGGAUCCGGGAGCUGUCUCCUCAGCCCAGGAGAGAAACCAAGCUGAGGAGCAAAGAGCUCAGCCAAUCUGAGGAGGGUUCUCCAAAGUCGGUGAGGAGAGCUCUGAGUCCAGCUCAGAGGAGGAGGACCCCCAGAGCCCCGCCUACUGCCCUCACGUCUGAUAACGGAAUCACAGCAAGGUUCUCCGAGGAGAGACCUAAAGGAACUCUGUUCGGCUCUGCAAACUCAUCAUCAGAUGUCAAGAAGGUGUCCGUCCUGAGCCGCUACCCUCCAGCCGCUAAUGAGCAGAAGCCUCUGAGGACGCAGUUCAAACAGACCGAUCCAGAGAUUAAAAAAAGGGAGAGGGUUUCUAAACCCUACAUAGGCAGCGAUAGUGAGUCCAACUGCUCUGAUGCUGUGCCUGAGAGCUCUGUUAGCGUGAACGACGUGUCCGCACUGGAGAAGGAGGUGGCGGCCACUUACCAGGAACCAGUAGACAGAGUUCAGGAAUCCGCCACUCUAGCUAAAGCCAAUGGUUCUUACCCGGCGUACAGAUCUCACAUCACUUCACUGCUGCCCAACGACCACGGCUCAGACAGUCAGUCAUCUGCUUCUGAAACCGAAUCUACGGGAUCGAGGCCCUCGGAGGUAGAACCUGUGGCUGAGACGGUGUGUCCACCUGUGAGCAGCAGGACGACGCCGACCUCUAGGUACUCCAGAUACCCACAUGUCCAGGACUCGCACUCGGAGGGCUCGUCUUCCAGGAGCUCCUUUGACGAGGACCUACACACCAGGACACAGGCUUUAGACGGAGGCCACCUGAACCCGUCGCCGAUCGAGAUCCAGAGAGUUUGCAGCCCAAGAGAGGCCCUGCGCUCCAAAGCCGUCAUUAAACCAGCCAUCAUCGAGAUCGACAGGAAGGAAGUCAUGAUUUCUGACUCCUCGUCAACCAACGGUAAACCAAAGAUCUCAACCAAGCCGGUUUUGACCGCCACCUCCAAAAUGACCAGCAGCAUAACCAUCUACCCCAGUGACCUGGGCUCUUCGAGGACAAGCAGCCGCAGCAGCAGCUUAUCCAGCGAACCGCUGCCUGUGAAGGAGCGCCACACGUCCACCAGCAACAUCGUCAUAGGGCCCAGCAGUGACCAUCGCGGCAGCAUAUCCGUCCCAUAUGAGAUCUCCAUAUCUAAGAGUGAAAUCGGUUUGCGUUCGUGCUCAGACCAGGACGGCGGCACCGAUGAACCCAGCGACGCGCCGACGAGGUCCAAACUCCUCAGCCCCUCCAGGGUGGAGACCAGCAGCAUCUCCACGGGUCACCAGCACGCCAUCGGCAGGCGCCAGUCCUCAGAUAGUGCCUCAGUAGAGUUCAACGACACCGAGUCUGGGUUUGAGAGCGGCAGCAGCACGACGACCACGGUGACCAGCUGGAGGAGCCACAUCCAGACCGAGCACUCCCAGGACGACACUUUAUCAGACAUAAAGAAUGUGACUGUGAGGAGCACAUGGAGGACCAGAGGAGGAGCGGAGGAGGCGGGUCGAGGACAGAUGAGGAGCAAAGCUCUGACAGACGGGGGAGCUGGAGACGAAGCAGAGGCUUCAAAAACAUGGAGAGCGUAUCGUGCGACCACCGUCGACAUGGAGGACACUGGGAACGGCGCAGCAGCUGUAGCGGCGCAGAGAGGAACUAAACCGGCAGAGGUGUCCACGCGUCGGUACAACAGCGCCACAAGCACUAGAGACUCAGAGUCUCCGACCGUGGAAGUGGGAAGGACCGUACCCCACGCUCCAGUUACCUCCCAGUCCUGGAGCCGAUCGUACUCCCCGCUGGCUAAAGAGAACCCAGACCUGGCCUCUAAUCCCGCCCUCAGCCCGGCCUCUUGGAGGCGUCACCAGCCCCCCAGUGACCAGCAGCACCUGGGGAGCUCCUAUGACCGGUUGACCAAAACAACCAGUUCUUCAACCAGAGGAGGGGAGUCUUGGUCCAGCCGAGGUCGGGGAUCGAGGACCGGAGCGGGACACCGAUCGUGGAACCAGUUUCAGUCGGAGCAUCAUUAGGCAGGAUGGAGGCAGCUUCCAGCCAGGUUUCCAUCCUCCACGUCACCUGAUGCAACCGUCUGCAGCCUCCGUCCUGCUCUGCUUUGGAUGUCCUCCCCUGGAUCAGCCUGUGCUUCCUCUUCUGCUCCCCCCCGCCCCCCAUCACCCCGACAACGGAGAGGCCGGCGUGCUGCUGAGGGCCGAGGAUCUUCCUGCAUGUCGGAGAAGGAUUUUAAGCUCCCUCCCCUAAAUAAAACCCCAGACUGACCCGUUUCUAAGAACAUAGAACCGAAACGUCUCCGCCUGCGACCAAAAGACGGGAAGAUAAUUAAACCUGGCUGUGAGACGCCUGUUGAUAUCCAUGCAUGGGAGAACCAGGAGCACGUAGAGGUUCAUUAAUCCACGUUGGCACCUUCUGGGCGAACAUCCGCAUGUCCAAGAAAAAAAAAGAAGCACUUGAAGGCUGUGAGUCGGCAUGCUCUCUGCUUAAAGGAAGACAGCGGCUGGUUCCAAUCAGCCAAACUGGGAUCAUAUUUAUGCUUUUUCUUCCCCAUAACUCUGCUUCAGCUCGUCCCUCUUCCUUCACCUCAGAUGGAAAUAAAAGCAAAUUGCACACAUUUAGAAAGCAGCGCCAUGUGGAGGAACAGAGGAGGCGUCCCUCUCUCCUCUUUUUUUAUUCGUCUAUGUUUGUUUCUAAGAGCCAUAGAGGAAAAGUUUGGUUUAAGGCGGCCUUCCAGUCCUGGACUGCCAGCAGACCUGCACUUCCGCCGCCGUCGUUAAAAAAUGCUGCACUGUUACAGGAGGGGGGGGGUACUGUAAACUGAAUCAUGCAGAUUCAGACAGAAGUGGAUUUAUUGGUUGAAGCAAAGCAGGUUUUACUGUGAGGAUUUCCAGAAAGCUGCACAGCGACCUGCACAGGAUGAUGAUGAUGAUGGAGCUGGAGGAAAGGCCCUGAUGUGGGAUUAUUUUCUACGACCGCCAUCCUGCUAGCAGCCUGUUGCCACGCCGUCACUUUACCUUUUAAUGCCAGCAGCUGAUCCGUCUGCAGCUGUUGCCUCCUUCCUGAUGCACGUCUGGGUGGAAAAUCAUUAUUUUUUUUAGAAAAAAAAGGUUUGGGAACGUGUGUUCCUGCACAUCAGUUGUUUCUUCCACGUCCGCUGUGUCCAUUUGUGCCUUGGAGGUUGCAGAUGAGGCGUCCCUGCAGGCUCAGACUCUAAGGUGCAGCUCAGGACGUCUGACU